Messenger RNA from Didymodactylos carnosus, 480 nucleotides. The record is from the annotation of a GenBank genome assembly. NCBI's taxonomy places the organism in Eukaryota, Metazoa, Rotifera, Eurotatoria, Philodinida, Philodinidae.
AUGGAAGCCACGUCAGAUUGGGAUAUAUUAGAUAAAAUUGAACUUGCCUAUGUUCAAUCAAUUAAACUAAAUUCACCCGUUGGUCUGCCGUUAUAUCCAUCGACCAGAAAACUGUCGUCUACGUCUCAACUAAUCAAUGAACCGAUGAAUAUUUACUCGACACGAUUGAUUACUUAUUUCAAGCAGCUGCCGGAGUUUUAUGAAUUAGAAGAAGAUGACAAGUUAACAUUGAUCAAAUAUAAUUUAUUCGGUUUAAUAUUCAUACGAGCUAUAUUAAUCUAUGAUCCAAUCAAUGACACCUAUCAAGAAUACGGUACAAAUGAUUGUGCAUUGAAUGUUAAAGACUUGAAUAUUUUUGAUUCAGUGAUAGAAAAUGAAAAUGUGCAAAGUGAUACUCCUUCGUAUGAUACUUCCUUGUGUCUGAUGUCGCCAAAGGAUUGGGAUAUAUUAGAUAAAAUUGAACUUGCCUAUGUUCAAUGA